AUGGUGUGGAAGAUCAUCGGGCCACUGCAAGCAUGCCAGCUUCUCUUAGUGGUUUUAUCUUUGCCUCAGGGGAGGACAAGUUCUGUUUUAACUGUGAAUGGUAGAACUGAGAACUAUGUACUAGACACUGAACAUGGUGUCGAAGCAUCUCUGGAAUGUGCUGUUCAAAACCACACCAGGGAUGAAGAACUUCUCUGGUACAGAGAAGAUGGCGUAGUAGAUCUGAAAAAUGGAAACAAAAUCAACAUCAGUUCUGUCUGUGUCUCUCCCAUCAACGAAAGCGACGACGGAGUCCGCUUUACCUGCAAGCUACAGCGUGAUCAGAAGGUGUCCAUUACAGUAGUGCUCAACGUUACCUUUCCUCCUCUUCUAAGUGGAAAUGGCUUCCAAACCGUGGAGGAAGACAGCUAUGUAAGCUUGGUUUGCAACGUGAAAUCCAACCCUCAAGCCCAAAUGAUGUGGUAUAAAAACAACAGCCCCUUGGUUUUAGAGAAAGGCCAUCACCAAAUCCAACAGACAAGCGAGUCUUUUCAGUUGUCAAUCACCAAAGUCAAGAACUCUGACAAUGGGACCUACAACUGUAUUGCCAGCUCAUCUCUGAAAAUGGAGACCAUGGACUUCCACCUGAUUGUUAAAGAAAAAGUUCCAGUUGUGCCGAUAGAGCCCAUCAUUGCUGCUUGUGUCGUGGUCCUCCUGACGCUGGGUUUUGCACUGGUUUCUAGGAGGAAAAGAAUAAUGAAGCUCUGCAUGAAAAAGAAUGACCGGAAUUCAGAAACAGCUCUGUAA
Messenger RNA from Grammomys surdaster, 786 nucleotides. RefSeq names its product transmembrane and immunoglobulin domain containing 1 (gene Tmigd1). NCBI's taxonomy places the organism in Eukaryota, Metazoa, Chordata, Mammalia, Rodentia, Muridae. The record is from RefSeq and is a predicted model, not a curated record. The transcript is spliced from 5 exons. The coding region runs from base 1 to 786 and encodes 261 amino acids.